Messenger RNA from Danio rerio (zebrafish), 5783 nucleotides. The record is from RefSeq and is a predicted model, not a curated record. Lineage: Eukaryota; Metazoa; Chordata; Actinopteri; Cypriniformes; Danionidae.
GGGCAUCACAAACACAACACACACUUACACACACGGGUUCACUGUGGGUGGAGAGACACGCGUCCAGCUCAGACAUGGACCUGACGGACUCCACUGCCGUUUAAUAGCCGCUGUUUGAUCGCUCGGAGUGUUUAUAAUCUCUGACUGACAGACAGAAGAGCAGGCGAAGUGUUUGACGAAUCAUGAGCGCGCGCGUCCGCUGUUUUUUAGCCUCUUCACGUGAUGCUCAUCUUUUAGUUUACUAAUCAUCGUCCCGCAAAACAUUACGAUGAAGGACACUGGAGAGUCAAAGGACCAGCAGCUGACAGUGGCCCUGAGGAUUCGGCCAUUGAGUGAUGCUGAACUGGAGGAAGGAGCCACUAUUAUAGCCCACAAAGUGGAUGACCAGAUGGUGGUGCUGUUGGACCCCAUGGAGGAUCCAGAUGAUAUUCUUCGAGCUCAUCGAUCCAGAGAGAAGACUUAUAUGUUUGACGUGGCCUUCGAUUAUUCAGCCACGCAGGACGAGGUGUACAGAUACACCACUAAAGGCUUGAUUGAAGGACUCAUAUCAGGGUACAACGCCACUGUUUUCGCCUACGGACCCACAGGUUGUGGGAAGACUUACACCAUGCUGGGAACAGACAGAGAACCUGGCAUCUACGUUCGAACAUUAAACGACCUGUUCAAAGCCAUUGAAGAAACCAGUGAUGACAUGCAGUACAGCGUCUCCAUGUCCUACUUGGAGAUCUACAAUGAGAUGAUAAGAGACUUGCUGAAUCCGUCAUCUGGGUUCCUGGACCUGAGAGAGGACUCAAAGGGAGAGAUACAAGUGGCGGGAAUCACAGAGGUCUCCACCAUUAAUGCACGAGAGAUCAUGGAGUUGUUAAUGAAGGGAAACAAACAGAGAACUCAAGAGCCGACUGCAGCCAAUCAGACGUCUUCUCGCUCUCACGCUGUGCUGCAGGUGGUCGUGCGUCAACAGAGUCGAUGCCGAGACAUCCUUCAGGAAGUGCGAUUCGCACGACUCUUCAUGAUCGACCUGGCGGGGUCUGAACGGGCUUCGCAGACACAGAACAGGGGUCAGAGGUUAAAAGAGGGCGCUCAUAUCAACCGUUCUCUGCUCGCCCUGGGGAACUGUAUCAACGCUUUGAGCGAAAAGAAUGGCAACAAGUAUGUAAACUACAGAGACAGCAAGCUGACACGAUUGCUCAAGGACUCUCUAGGAGGAAACAGUCGGACGGUGAUGAUUGCACACAUCAGCCCUGCGUCUCUGGCCUUUGAGGAUUCACGAAACACCCUGACCUAUGCCGACCGUGCCAAAAGCAUCCGCACACGGGUGAAAAGAAACCUGUUGAAUGUGUCCUAUCACAUCGCCCAGUACACCAGCAUCAUCUCUGACCUGCGCAGUGAGAUUCAGAGACUGAAGAAGAAGAUUGCAGACCAGGCCAGCAGACAAAUCAACCCAGACAGAACAGACAUCCGCCAUGUGCAAGCGGAGGUACAGGCUCACUCCUCUCAGCAAAGCCGGGCUGAGAUGGACCAACUGCGGGAACAGCUGAUCGAUGCCUUCAGACAGCAGAUGGACAUCAGGAAGCGUCUUAUGGAGCUGGACAACAGCAACAUGGAGAUCCAGAUCGACACAUCCAAACACCUGCUGACAAUCGCAGACUGGGAGCAGGAACGCUUCAGGAGAAGGAAGAAAUGGCAAGGAGAGAGGAGGAAGGAGAGUUUUAAUAAGGAUGAAAGCGAGAAAGACUCUGACUCUCCAGAAUCGUUGCCUGACAGUACUGAGACACAAGAAGUGGCCAUUGCCAGAGAGAAUCUCGUCACACUCAUGGCCGAACAGAAGAAAAUACAAAAACAGAAGGCUGGACUGGAGCAGCGUCUGGCAGAGCUGAGAGAAAAAGCACGACGUCUGGAAGAGCUUCUGCCUCGCCGCGUGAGCUCAGAGGAGCAGAGAGAAGUGCUCUGUCUGCUGUGUAAAGUUCAUGAGCUGGAGAUCGAGAAUGCAGAGAUGCAGUCCAGCGCGCUGCUCAAAGACAACGUGAUCCGGCAGAAGAACGUGGUGGUGCAGCGUUUCGAGCAGCACAGGCACCUCUGCCAUGAGAUCAUCCAGCAGCAGAGGCAGUUUAUCGAUGAUCACAGUCUCCUGGUUCCUCCUCAUCUUCAAGAGCUCUAUGAGAUGUACAUGAAGGAAAUGGAUGAGAAGAACUUGGACAGAGUUGUGGCUCUUGAUAAGUUUACCAUCCGUACCCUCAAGGUACAUCAUGAGGGUUCUCUGCCCAAAAUCACCCUCCCCAGUAGAGGUCGCGACCCUUUGCAGGAGCUGGAUUCAGACCAGGAGAGCGUUCGCACACUGGCCUCAGACAACAGACAAGGCCGGACCAAACUGAGGAGACACACGCUGCCUCCCAUCCUCCCAGAGCCUGAUGGAGAGCGAGUGUUUAAGAGCAGUCACAAACAGAUGAAGAACACUGUAGUGAUGACUCCUCCACCCAUUCACAUCAACGGCCAGGGCAACAGAGAGCUGUUGCCAUCUGUCCUGGAUGAGGCUCUGAGAUGCAGUCAUCUCAGUCACAGUAUGAGCAGCCAUCUGGACUCCUCACCUGAGAGCAGUGAGAACGGCACUGACGCCCCGCUCACACCUAAAGAGCGACAGCAGAUUUUAAGAGGAGUGCAGAACAUUGCAGUAAAGGCUGCUCGCCGCCGCUCUAAAGUUCUAGAAAUAGACGCUCUCCGGUUGCCUCCGCCACCAUCACCCUUGGACCCCAAGAAGCACAAGAGUAACCUGUCUCUGAGUGAGGCGCCCCCUAAAGGCCCGGUGCUGCGGCGCGGGAGACAACCCAGCCCAGAGCUACGCCAUGCCACCUCAGAUGACAACCUCUCCAGCAGCACAGGUGACGGUCCCGCACCCAAUGGUACAUGGACACGCCCACGGAACCGACAGGCUGUCAGGAACGCCGGCCCGAGGGAGCAGGACUUUGAGGGUCGCAGACGCAAGAGGAGGUCUCGAUCAUUCGAAGUUACAGGACAAGCAUUGUCUCAGGCGAAGAACACCAACCAGAGAUUUCGUCCCCUGGACAGCACUUCUGAUCCCCAUCUUCACAUUAAUGGUCAUCCCCCGGCCCCACUCCUGCGGCCCCAGCACAGAGCACAAGCUCAGCUUACAAAAGCUCGACCUUCUCACAACAUCCACCAAACAGGAUCGACAGCAGAUGUCACUUCCUCCAACCCGCCGUCCCACCUCAUCAAGCGUGGUCCCCAAACCAGGCAACUUCAGCCCUUGUUGUACGUCACAACCACAGGAACAGGAGGCCAGCGUACCCGCAAACACUGAAGAGGGCCAUAAUCCCUGGCCUGAGCAUAUCUGUCUUAACCCCAGCAUCAGCACUAUACCCGUCAAAGUGCCCCUAUUAUGCUUCUUCCUAAUUUUGUUUUGGAGGUCUCCCAGGUUUACAUCCAUCAACAAAGGCAGAUUUAUUUAGUUUCUAAGUAUAUAAAAUGGCUGGUUCAAGGAUCCAGUCUCUCUAAGCCCCGCCCAUCUUAGAGUCUACUCUACUCUGCUCUGAUUGGUUAACCCAGCUUAUUUUGAUUGGUCGACCACUAAGAGAGUGAGAGCAUGUCAUAAAUCAGACGCCCAUUACUACAUGCUAAGGUUUCCUUAGCACUUGUAAACAGUUAAUGGUAGCUAUGGAAAGCAUUGAAUAAAUUAUGCAGAUUUAUGCAUGAAUUCAAUACUGGAAUAACAGCCAGAAAAUUCAUGCAGUUCAGAAUCUGCUAUGUCCGUCACAACCACAGGGAUAGGAGGCCAGCACACACAGAAACACUGAAGAAGGCCAUAAUCCCUGGCUUGAGCAGGGACUGUCUGUCUUAACCCCAGCUUCAGCAGUAUACCCCAUCAAAGUGCCCCUAUUAUGCUCCUUCCUAUUUUUGUUUUGGAGGUCUCCCAGGUUUACAUCCAUCAAUGAUUACAGAUUUAUUUAAUUUCUGAGUGUAUGAUAUGGCCGGUUCAAGGAUCCAGUCUCUCUAAUCCCCGCCCCUCUUAGAGUCUACUCUGGUCUGAUUGGUUAACCCAGUUUAUUUUGAUUGGUUGACCACUAAGAGAGUGAGAGCAUGUCAUAAAUCAGACGCCCAUUACUAUGUGCUAAGGUUUCUUUAGCACUUGUAAAUAGUUAAUGGUAGCUAUGGAAUCUGCAAUGAAAAAAUUAUGCAAAUUUACGCUUUAAUUUAAUACUGGAAUAACAGCCAGAAAAUUCAUGCAGUUCAGAAUCUACUAUGUCCGUCACAACCACAGGAACAAAAGGCCAGAACAUCCACAAACCCUGAAGAGGGCCAUAAUUCAUGGUCUGUCUUAACCCCAGCUUCAGCACUAUACCCCAGUAAGGUGCCCCUAUUAUGCUUCUUCCUAAUUUUGUUUUGGAGGUCUCCCAGGUUUACAUCCAUCAACGAUUACAGAUGUGUCUCUUUUCUAAGUAUUUGAAAGGGCUGGUUCAAGGAUCCAGUCUAUCUCAGCCCCGCCCAUCUUAGAGUCUACUCUGCUCUGAUUGGUUAGAUAACCCAGUUUAUUUUGAUUGGUCGAUUUACAGUGUAUGUUAUGAAUCAGACGCCCAUUACUAUGUGCUGAGGUUUCCUAUGUGAGCACUUGUAAACAGUUAAUGGUAGCUAUGGAAAGCAUUGAUUAGAAUAUGCAGAUUUAUUCAUGGUUAUAGACUGAAACAACAUCUAGAACUUUCAGGCAGUUCAGAAUCUGUGUUCUGGGAGACAAUACAUUAAUUUAUAGUAUACUUUGUAAAUUUGCUGAUGUUUUAUCUUUAUAAUAAGCUAUAUCACACACUACAUAUAUCAGAAAACAGCAUAAUGGGGGCACUUUAAAAGAUGAAGAGACCAAGUGGAAGGUUUCUUCUUUUUUUGUCCAAACAGAAGGACUGUACCAUGAAAUGAACGACAGAGAAACAUGAAUAAAAUGUUUCUGAAUGUAUCAAAGACUAUUUUUGAUGCUAAAAUGCACCUAUUCUCUAAACACAGUGGACAUGAUAUGUCUGCUUUUAAUUUUGUGGUCCAUUGGCUUCUUUAAGUGGCAAAAAAUAGCUUGCCAUGAAUUCAAUGGCCUUGACUUCUCGUGAAAAGUUCACGCAAUGGCAUGCAAAAACACUCUUUUAAAGCCGAGCCAAUGUAACAAGGGAUGAAACCUGUCUCGGUUGCCUUUCCAGAUGGUUGAAUAUUUCUAUCAGGCCUUAAAGUGACAACUGAAAUUCAUUAAGCAGUUCCCAAAAAGCAUAUUUAAAUGCGCAGAACUGAUGUGGUGAUGCUUGUUUAUGCGAAUAUACCCCUGACGUUCCCCAGGGAGCAAUAUAUACUUCACAGCUUCUGUGGUUGUGAAAGGGUUGCUCCCUCAGGCCUUGCACAAAUGAAUGUACUGUCACAUUGCUUAUGAUUCAAAUGUCUGGCUUCUGUGACCGUUUCAUUUACUGAUGUCAUUUUGUGUUUACUGGUGAUAAUAAUCAAUGUAAAUUUGCCUUCACUGUCAUGCAGGUUUCAGCGUAGCUGUUUUCUCUAAAAAUCCUUUUGGGUUUGUGUUAGUUAUUAGUACCAGACAGAAGGGGGCAUAUUAGUCCAUAUCCUCAGUGGAAUGUUUUAAUCAGAAAAGGAAGAAAAAAAUUAUAAAUAUAUAUAUAUAUGGCUGCCUUUUCUUUGAAAAGACUGUAUUUUUGUUUUGUUUUUCAUAAUUAUACAUGCAUAGACACUUUUUCUACUCUUAAUUUUAUACCUUGUUUUGUAACCAAAUAAAUUUGAUUGACAAACUU